Molecule: messenger RNA, 2780 nt
Organism: Coregonus clupeaformis (lake whitefish)
Lineage: Eukaryota; Metazoa; Chordata; Actinopteri; Salmoniformes; Salmonidae
Product: forkhead box protein P1-B
Exons: 16
Coding region: 214-2028 (604 amino acids)
Biological process (GO): regulation of transcription by RNA polymerase II
Cellular component (GO): nucleus
Molecular function (GO): DNA-binding transcription repressor activity, RNA polymerase II-specific; RNA polymerase II cis-regulatory region sequence-specific DNA binding
Source: RefSeq, a predicted model, not a curated record
AGAGCAGCAGUCAAAGCAUAUGACCAAUGGGACCCACACCUACUGGCACAACCAUCAGUGAAAAACAUGGCCUUUCAAGGCAGUCUGCAGUUCUUUGGACCAUUGCUCAGGAACAAGCUGGACUUAUUCACACGACAGCUAGCUAGCAUGUCCGCCUUCAAAAUAGCAGUAUACGUAACUGUAAUUCGAGUGAGGUUUGGUCAGUGAGUCCAGAUGCAUGAGUCUGGGUCAGAGCAGACAACCUGCACCAGUCCAGCCAAUCAGACCGAGAAUGGGGACAGUGCUGAAAAGGACGAUUGGCUGAGCACUCAGACUCCAACUCCAGAGGGUUCCGGGGCUGACAGCCAGCAGCAAAACCAGGUUCCAGUCUCAGUGUCUAUGAUGACACCUCCGGUGGAGACUCCUCAGCAGACACUGCAGCAGGUCCUCAAUCCACAGCAGAUCCAGGCCCUGCUCCAGCAGCAGAAAGCACUCAUGUUACACCAGCAACACAUACAGGAUCUCUGCAAGAAACAGCAGGACCAGUUCAACGCCCAGCUCCUACAGCAGAAGCAUGCUGAGAAGUCAGGGCAAGAGCAGCUAACGGCCCAGCACAUGGCCAUCCAGCAGCAGCUCUUGCAGGUCCAACAGCAGCACCUCCUCAGCCUCCAGAGACAGGGUCUCCUGUCUGUCCUGCCCUCCAUGAGCCCCUCUGCAGCUCAGGGUUUAGUGAAAGGGUGUGAGAAUAGCGCAAGCCUGCCCUCUGGUGGUGAGUAUCCAGCCACUUUUCAGAAGAACCUGCUCCACAGCCAGCAGUCCACCACUAAUGGGAAUCAUAAAUCACAGCCCCUAAAGAAGAAAGACAGAGGUCCUGUGGAUGAUCACACACAAAACACUCACCCUCUCUAUGGACACGGCAUGUGCAAAUGGUCUGGCUGUGAGGCGGUCUUUGGAGACUUUCAGGCUUUUCUCAAACAUCUGAACAGUGAACAUACACUGGAUGACAAGAGUACAGCACAGUGUCGAGUGCAGAUGCAGGUUGUUCAGCAGCUAGAACUUCAGUUGAAAAAAGACAGAGAGCGUCUGCAAGCCAUGAUGUCUCACCUCAAAUCCUCUGAGCAAAUGUCAAAACCAGCAACACCAACGGUGAAUCUUGUGCCUAACGUUGCCUUCUCCCAGGUGAUGUUUCCCAAGGUGCUUCCUCCCAUGAGCUUGUCUCAAAGUGCCACUGCUCCUUCCACACCCCUGACCCCUCCGCCGACGACCUCUAUCAUCACUCCCAACACCCUGCUCACUGUGAGCCCUGGGAGGAGACGGUACUCAGACAAGUACAGCAAGAACAUGAAUCAAGAUAUUGUUCAGAAUAAAGAGUUCUACGUCAGUACGGAAGUUAGACCACCAUUUACAUAUGCAGCCCUAAUAAGACAGGCGAUAUUUGAAUCACCCUAUAAGCAGCUGACACUAAAUGAAAUCUACAAUUGGUUCACACGAACAUUUGCAUAUUUCAGACGCAAUGCAGCAACAUGGAAGAAUGCAGUGAGACACAACCUCAGCCUCCACAAGUGUUUUGUGCGAGUGGAGAAUGUAAAAGGAGCUGUGUGGACAGUUGAUGAGAUGGAGUUCCAAAGAAGAAGGCCCCAGAAGCCUGCUGGUGAAGGAUCUCUCAAGAGAGAGAACACUGGCCAUGGUCACAGCUCCGCUUUCCUUACUCCUAAGGCUGAAUGGCUAAACAGUAGUAUACCUCCAUUCAACCCAGCUUCCAUAGGCGCUCCCUCUCUGAGCUCUCUGCCCUAUAUGUUCCAGCAGGAGGAGAUGAAUGCAGCUCUCUGGUAUGGGAAUGGAUCCUACAGUGACAGCAGUGAAGAACAGUACCCUAUGCACCCUCUCGUAAAAGAAGAGCUAAUGGACGAGGAAGCGUAUGAGAAUGUGCCCCAUGACUGUUCUGAGACUGAGAGCUCUGAUGAGCACAGCUCAGAUGUGGACCAAGACGAAGAUGGCGGGAGCCCAGAGAGACCCAACCUGCAGCUGGCUCAUGUGCCUUCGCAGUGAAAGAGAGACUGUAUUCCAACCUGUCAAUCUCAACUGCAAGACUCCCACAUUGAACAACUAUGAAAUAUACCAAAUGACUUGUAGAACUGCUUCAUAUCAAGUGGAAACACACAACAAUUUUCUCUGGAGGAAUUAAUUGACUAUUUUAUUUAUUGGGGAUAUUUGGUGCUCUGUUUUACUGGCAUCGUUUGUACUGGGUAUUAUCCAACCGAGCUCACAUUGAAGACAACAGAACCGAUAGAGGAAUUAUUGUAACACCGCUUGUCCUCAAAUAAUGUAUUCGGAUUGCCUUAUUGUGAGGCUGUACAACCAAUGAUGAAGCCCUAUGGGGAGCUGGUUCAGUGAUGCAGAGUUUUUUCUUUCUUCGAUGUCUUUUGUUUCACUCUUUCAUGAAUAUGUGUAUAUUAAUAACCAGAGCAUUGGUAAUAUUUAUGGACAGCACUUCAUGAAGAAUAAUGUUUUUCUCCCACAAACUUGUUUAUUUUUACCUAUGUGAGUACCAGACAACCACCAGAUAGUAAUCCUCUGUUCCAUUUGUGACAUGAUAUCAUUGAUAAUUGGUUACUUUUACACUGCCAAAAAUAUGAUUUAUGUAUAACCUUCUCUGUUGGGAUAUAAUUAUUUGUGUAGCCUACUAAUCGUAUUUUUUCCCCACUAUCCCAAACAUAGCUUUUUGGCCUUAUUUAGCAUUGUAUUGUACAUUGCCAGAGUUGUGCACUAAAAGCUGUCUGUAAUAAAUUCUGUAUAUAAAG